AUGUUUGCCAAAGUGGAGCUGGACAUUCCUUCGGCCGGGGUCUUUAAAGACGCCUUCUUGAAGGUGAACAACGAUCGCGGGCUCUUGGUCCUUGGAACUACCAAGACAGAAGCACAGCCGAAAGGCCGAUCCAAGAAAGUGUUGAAGAAAGAAAUCGCAGAACACAAGACGCACCGUUUGCGCGAGGAGAGGAGCGAGGAGAUGCAGGCCAUCAAGAACUUCCUAUCCUCCCUUCCGGGCUUCGUGAAGGCUGAGUCCGAGUCGGGGACAGACUUCGGAGACGUCGGAGAAGCAGUGCACGUGCCUGGCUUUACCUCCGAAAGCCUGGGCGACAGUGUGGAAGAAGAGGACCAGCCGAAGGUGGCUGGAGAUGCAGCAGCCAGCUCCGGCGCCAUCGGCAGCAGGAAGGCGAGUUACACGUGUGACCCACACGAGUCGGAUUCGCAAGUCCCUUCGCCAGCGCCAGCAUCCCCGCCACCGGAGAAGGAUGGAGAGAAGUUGCUGGACAAGAGUGCGGUGCCAGCACCGCAAACGGCCUUGCAUGAGCAACUAAAGGCCAUGCAGUGCCCAGAUACAGACCUAACGGUAUUGCAGCAGCAACAGCAGCUGAAGAAGAUCGCCAGAGAGGAAAAGGCGGCAAAGGUGCUCGCACGCAAGGGUGGAGGUCGUGGGAAGAAAAAAAACGGCACAAGCGAUGCCGCAGGUGUGCCCAAAGGCCAGCAGGCAGACACUGAGCCCGGCCGAACAGAGAAUCAGGAGACAGGUGUGCCAAACGAAGACCCAACCGAGGAUCCCGGCCACACAGAGAAUCCGCAGACAGGUGUGCCAGACGAAGACCAAACCCAGGAUCCCGGCCACGCAGAGAAGCAGGAGACAGAUGUGCCAGAGGAAGUCCAAACCGAGAAUCCCGGCCACGCAGAGAAGCCGAAGAGCACAGGCUCAAAACGGCCCCAGGCGACUGCCGAAGAAGGCGGGGAACCCAAGAAGCAGAAGACCACGAAGGAGGCACAAUUUGUAAUCGACACACCAGUGCAUAACACUCGCGCAGCAUGCACACGUGCCACGACUGUCAACUUGUCAACUUGGCUGCAGACCCGGACCGUUGCGGAUGUGCACAAAAACCUCUACAAGAUGAACAACAUCGGGCUGAGAAUGCCCACAGCCACGGAGCUCAAGCAGAAGUCCUAUACGGUUCGUGAUCCUAAGCAUAUGGGCAGUCCUGUGCAAGUCCUCCCCAACCACAACGGGUACUACGUGAUCCACAUGAGACAGCACCAAUGGUUCGUGGACGUCGCAAAAGCGCACAUGAUCCAGGCCAACACCAGCAAGCAAGGCUGUGCUGUCAACUGGCAGAAGCACGGGUGGGACUACGGCUGGAGAUUGUCGAUGGUCUUGGCGGGAUGGAUCGACAGGUUGCAGGCCGCCCAUUAUGUCGCGACAAUUACGGAUGAGACGCACUGGCGAGACGAUGCCUCAACGGCUGUCAUCAGAAUGAGGUCGACCUACGACAUCCAGGCCUCGCCCCUGGAAGAGAACAUCCUCUCCACGACAGGGUUUUUGAAUCUCUUGAAAAAAACCUUGCGAAUACAGCCCGGAGGACUGCUCUGGGCGGGGCACCCGUGUUGCAAUAUGAUAUUCAUGUCACAGUCAGUGCAUCAACGAAGUUGCACAAGUCCUUGGGGCAACGACAAAGAGCCCAGACUCCCGACCGCAAUGGUUUAUAAAGCUUGA
This is a messenger RNA of Symbiodinium sp. CCMP2456, 1731 nucleotides long. The record is from the annotation of a GenBank genome assembly. NCBI's taxonomy places the organism in Eukaryota, Dinophyceae, Suessiales, Symbiodiniaceae.